This is a messenger RNA of Salvia splendens (bonfire salvia), 453 nucleotides long. RefSeq lists its product as uncharacterized. The coding region runs from base 1 to 453 and encodes 150 amino acids. The transcript has a single exon. NCBI's taxonomy places the organism in Eukaryota, Viridiplantae, Streptophyta, Magnoliopsida, Lamiales, Lamiaceae. The record is from RefSeq and is a predicted model, not a curated record.
AUGUGCCAUUUGCCUGUGGGUGUGGAACACAAAGCCUAUUGGGCGGUCAAGGAAAUUAACAUAAACCCUCAGGCGUGUAAAGAAGAGAGGAAACUGCAGCUUCAAGAACUGGAGGAAUUAAGACUUGAGUCUUAUGAGUCCGCAAUGUGGUAUAAGGAGAAGACUAAGCUUUGGCACGACAAAAAUCUCCGGGUCAAGGAACUACAAGUAAGACAGAAGGUUCUCUUGUUUCAGUCCAGACUCAAACUGCUACCGGAAAAGUUAAAAUCCAAAUGGGUUGGACCUUACACUAUCAUAAGUCUUCGCGCAAAUGGAGCAGUGGAGAUCCAGGGAAGUGCCGCAAACUCUACUCCCUUUCUUGUGAAUGGUCAUAGGGUGAAGGUUUUUAGGGAUAAUUCUGAGUUGUGUGUAGUGGAGGAAGUACCGCUACACGCACUCUCCAUUAUCGCUUAA